CAGCCAGCCUGUGCUUCCGAAUCUCUCCCCACCACGCCCAUCAUCCCGAGUCACGAAACGAGGAACGGCACUUGGCCUCUGCGACGGCCUGCCUUUGGACGUGUUGAUUAGUCCAGAGUUUCUGUUUCCAGAUAUCAUCGGCCGGAAACGCGAUCAAUCGUCUAUUCGUUGCUUGACGACCACCUUGAGCCAGCCUCUGGUCGUCGUUGUAUGCCGAGUCCCCGCCGGCAUCGUGGAAAGUAUAUCGGAAUUUUGAGAGAUCCCAUCGGACUCCGCUGCAGUAUACCCACACCGCCGAAUUCGAACACGACUUGCGAGCGAGCCGGAAACCUUUAUGGUAUUAUUCGAAUCGUAUACUAUCGACCUUGGAACCCAUGGAAACCUGAAGGAAAGAAACCUGGCAUUAUUCAUCCGUCGUUUGGUGAGCAGCAAAAAAAGAGUAGGUCCAGGUCCAGGAUACAAUUAAGUGCACGCACUCGAGGAGCCCAUCACCGGUCACAGCGUUCGAAACGAGGAGACCCCCCUCCACUCUUUUCCCGGCGGACGAAGGAAAACCAAAGACAAAUUCAUGCGAAAAACAGGUCGAUAAGCAUAUCCAAGGAGAUCCUAUUCGGGAGCAGAUCCGAAACAUCAGACUGAAGUUGUGAAGCGCGGACGACAGCGACGCUGUAAGAGAGGGGCAAGGGACGAGAGGCGCGGCGGGCUGUCAUUGACUGCCUGGUCUGGUUUCUUUUCCUGCGUCU
Molecule: messenger RNA, 743 nt
Organism: Colletotrichum phormii
Lineage: Eukaryota; Fungi; Ascomycota; Sordariomycetes; Glomerellales; Glomerellaceae
Exons: 1
Coding region: 211-639 (142 amino acids)
Source: RefSeq, a predicted model, not a curated record